Messenger RNA from Cuscuta campestris, 3227 nucleotides. NCBI's taxonomy places the organism in Eukaryota, Viridiplantae, Streptophyta, Magnoliopsida, Solanales, Convolvulaceae. The record is from the annotation of a GenBank genome assembly.
GUACAUAGAAACACUCCUAUAUGAACAUCUCAAGAAAUGAAGGAAUACAUUUAAUUUUAGUUGCACUAAGGGGCUGUUUGUUUCAGCCUCUUAAUGGUUCAGAUGUCUGAAUCGUUCAGCACUUAAUGGUUCAGACUGUUUGUUUCAGCCUCUUAAUGGUUCAGAUGUCUGAAUGGUUAAGAGAUUUGCCUCUGAAUGGUUAAGUAUUAUACAGAGUCUGAAUGUUUCCCUUCGUAGAAAAUGGUCCACCACCUAACGAGAGACCGACAGACAUCAGCGGGACAAGUGUAGGAGUCGAUGCGAAUUCGGCCAUCCCCGGAGAAAUCAAUCGCUGUUUUUCUUUCCUCCCCAUUUCUGGUUUUGGUGUUUUCUCCUCUUUGUUGUUGAUCGAUGAAGGGAUGAAAUGAAUGGAUGAUGUUCGACCUUUUUCCCCUGAGAACCAUCUUUGAUUUGCAAAAAUGGUUCUUUGUUCCGUCUGCGCUAACUAACUCCCGUCGAUCAUUCUCUUCCGGAUUCUCUGCCCGUAUGACCCAAAUGGGUUAUUUUCUUUUUCUCAAAUCUUCCCCGGAAAAGCAUUGAGAUCUCCGAGGUGCCGCCGGGAAAGUUCUAAAUGGCGUCUUCCCAAGUCCACAUUUCUCCGUUUGGAUGUGUGCUGGGUAACCGAACCCCGUGUGAUCGUUACAACCCGAAGAACUUCCACAAGAAUCUCAAGGUUUUGGUGAAUUCCUGCAUUUCCGACGAGAUGAGUUCGGAGGAUUCCGACGAGAAUGGUGGCCGGAUGGACCUAUCGGACCUUUGGGUUCAUAAACCUCGAUACCUUCAGAAGAAUUCCCACCCGGACGGCGAAAGGAAACCCACGAUGGAUAAAGAUUCCUACAACUGGGAUAGGGUGAGAAAAAUGGUGCUUUCUGUGGACGAGGACGACAAGAGGGAUGUUUCCCCGUCUAGGUCGGCGGCUGAGGUUCCCCAUCCGGGCGGCGUCUCCUCCCUUGUGCGGCGGUGGAAGGACUUUGAGAAACCCGCGGCCAACAACAAUUCCUCAGUUUGCAUCUCCAGGAGCAACUCCACCAGCUCCACACCCUGCGAUGAUUCGUCUUCCAUUGACAACGGCGGGGAACCAGAGAAUGCCCGUGAUAAAGAUUCUGAUGCGUCGGAGAGGGAGAGACUGAGGGUGACCGACAUAAUCAAGAAGCUUAUAUGUAACCUUGGUGGGGAGGGGGGAAACCACAGCAAUCGUGAGGCCCAGGGGAAUGCGGGGGGAGAGGAACCAUCAGCAUCUCCCAGGGUGAAACCUCCUGCUGAUCACCUCAGGUGUCACCCAAAGGUUCUGAAUUCGCCUCGCAUCAUCAGAGGCCGCCAGGCAUUUGCUGAAUUGCUGGCGCAGAUGGAGCUGGAGAGGAAGAAGGAGAUCCAAGGACUUGUGAGGCUCAAUGCCGUCUCUAAGUUCCAGCACAAAGGCCGCAUUCAGGUUAUGCUGAGGCUUAAGUUCUUAAGAGGCCGCGUAUCAAAUUAUGAGGCUCCUGAGUCGAACAGAUUGACACAAUCAUCCAUAAUGCAUCGAAGGGAGAGGUUCAAUGGUAGAGCUCCGCUUGGUAUGGAUGACUCCAAAGGAAUCCCCAAAGAGAUUCAUCAUCAUCAUUAUCAUCAUGAUAAUACAUCUGAAGCUGAAAAGGUUUUCAAAUCCACAUCUUUAGAGGUUGACCAAACAAGCCUUCAGCCGGAGGAGGCUGGAGGAAUUCAAUUAAGUUACGACAAAGGGUUCACAACUAGCGUUCAACACUCGGAGACUUCCAUUGCAGGAGGCAUUCCACUUGAAACGUGUCCUGAUAAUAGCCAAGAAACUGGCUCAGCUAGGCAUGAAGAAGUGACAGGGCCCUCUGAAGUUAGCCAUAAUGAAUCAAUAAAGCCUCCGGAGAUUGUUGGUGAAGAGAUCACGGAUCAUCAACAAAUGGAAAGUGAAUUGGGAAAGGAGUGUGCUCAGAGUCAGAGUGGAUUGGAUGAAAUGCAGUACGGAGUCAGUGAAGAGCCAGUAAUAAAUCAAGAUUGGAUAACCGAUGUUUCUCGCCCACGCAGUGAAUGGGAAGAUCUUAGGCAAGCUAGAUAUCAAGAGAUGCUGGAUCCUUUCAUAGAUAAUCUUGACAUUCAACAACUUCUUCAAAGGAGAAGUGUUUCAAGUUUUCUCUCUGGGGAUUUAAGGGAGAAAAUAGAUCGCCUUAUGAUAUCUCGUUCACAAGGAAACCAAAGAACACUUCAUACUGAUGUGCAUGAAGUAAAAGAAAAAGCAGAAGCAGAUAAAGGUGACAAGGUCGAAGAGGCAGGACCCGAAUGUCAAGAAGACGAAAAGGAUGAUGAUAACCAUGAUGAAGAAGAGAGAUGUUGUGAAUUUGAUUGCCAAAUCGAAGAACUAAAUAAGCAUGCAGAUUCAGUUGAUCGAAGCUGGAGCUACAAUCAAGGCCACAACUCGAGUGAUGGUUCUGAUGAAAUGACAUCUGCGUACUCACCUCCGUCUCAGUUCUCACACUUUUACUCCCAAAACAACCAACCAUACUGGUCCUCCAAAACACAUCCUUCAAUUGAAAUACAACUCAUAUAUGACUUGAAGAACCACAUGGAGCAACUCCACCAAGAGAUUUUUCAAGUAAAGAGAUCAAUAAAGAGUUGCAUGAACAUGCAAAAGAAAUUACAGCGCUCAAUCAAGCAUGAAGUCUCAGCUGUGCUUACCCAACCAGGCCAGAAGAGAGGGAGAGGUUCGGGUGGCAACAAACGCACACGGAAAGGGAACUGCUGCAUUUGCGGUGACAGUAAAAUCGACUCUCUUCUUUACAGGUGUGGGCAUAUGUGCACCUGCUUUGGCUGUGCCCAUCAGUUGAAAUCUGAUGACCAAAACUGUCCAAUAUGUCGAGCUCCUAUCUUAGAUAUUGUGCGAACGCAAACUAAUUAAUUACUGAGACAUGCCAAAAAAAGACCCAUUCAAUAUUUGGGAAGAUCAACAUCCAUGGGUUAUUAUAAGCAAUAGACGUACAAAUGUGAGACAUAAGAGGGCUUGUUUGGUCAACCAAUCCUCUCUCUGUGCAAUUCCUAGCUUCCUCACCCCCUCCAAUUUUUUAUUUGAUAGAGAUGAAAAAUAUUGUACUCCCUAUUAGUUAAUUAGAGUUACACAAUGUACCCAUGAAACAAUGACACUAAUCCUUCUAAUAUGUGAGUCAAAAUAAAAUGUGACUAUUUUU